AUGGAGGAGUAUCUAAAUUUACCACACGGCCACCUGCUGAACCUCCAGCCACGACCUCGGAAUCCACGACGAGCGAGAGCUCCCCACGACGAGGUAACGCGAAGCAGUUUCCCCAGUCAAGAACCGGAAAACGUGGUGGUCGACGAGGAAGAUCACAUCGACAGUCCAGCGAGCAAAGAGCCCGACACUGCACCCGCAACCCCAGCUCUCCGAAGAAAGAAAGCCACCAAGCUUCCUAUGCCCAAAUCCUUAACGGGAAAGGCUAAGGACUGGCAGACCGACAACCCAGCGGAGUCUGAAGAGCAGGAGCUAAAGGACUACUCGCCUGCCCCGCUCAAGGACUCUUCUCCUGAGGCAUCGAGGCCUGGAGCAACUCCACCAACCGACAAAGAUCGUGAGCAGUAUUGGCGCAAGGUUCGAGAGAUGUUCGACAAGGAUGGGAAGGACAGACCCAAAGGUCAUUACCAGGAGGCCUACCGAAAGAUUCUUUCGCUGGCAAACUCGUCGAAACAAGAGAUUGCCAAACAAAAGCUCAAGUACGCUGGGGGUUACGGUCACCCUCUCAAGUCGUCGCCUCCACGGAGUGGAGUAGCCUGUAAGACGAAAAUCCCCAGCCCUAAAUCCGCCAGUCAUUUGAGUUCCGCGGCGAUCACGCGUAACCCGCUGGGCUGCCAUCCACCAGGCCAGGUGAAGCCAAGGUUGAAUCGAGAUAGGAGUUUAAGCUUGGAUACACGUGAACAUGCGGCCGCGAAGGCUUCCGACAAGACCGACACGACAACGGAGUCGUCCAUUCGAUCGUACCCUUCUAUAUCUCCUGUAUCGGGUCCAAGUAGCUCGAUCACGGAAUGGGAAGAUCGAUUUGUUGUCAACAUGCCCUCAGCCAAAGAACCGAAUCCGCCAACAAUGGACGGCGAACAGAUCGCUGAAUUUCAGAAAAGCAUCGAGAAGGUCCACAGCGAGGGUGGUGCAAUGCUGGACCCAGACACACUUCCAAGUCCUCGCACAAGGUCUCCCGAAGACAAUGCCGACCAACAUGAAAAGACCCUGAAGAGUUUUGAUGGCCAAGAUUCGCGGUCCGCUCCACCAGAAGAGAUAUCAGACCCUGUACCCGGAGAGAUACCCGACCAUCGCCGUUAUUAUUCCCCCGAUGAAGUAGGGAAGCAGCGAUUCAGCACAAUCUGGGAAGAAUCCCCGGGAAGGGCAAAACGACCGGACCCUGACUUCAACCCGGACGGUUCUUUUUUAGGGUGCAAGGAAAUAAAGGGGCCCAAAGACAAGAAUCCAGACGAAAUCCUGCUUUUCUCGACAUUUGCCUCCCCCACAGACGAGCGCCCGCGACUAAUAGACGUAUCACGAGCCCCGAAGGAAUGGAAGAAGGCGGCGACUGGUCAAACCCAGCCGGCCGCAGAACAGAAGGGCACGGCGCUUCACGAAGAAUGGAAACCGAUUUCUCAGAAUUUGAAGAGUGCCCUCUGCUCGAAGCCGUCACCCAAGACGCUAUGCCAGGAGGCCAAGUGCCAGCAACCGGAGCGAACAGCAGUCCCAUCCAAACCGCAAGAGAAGGAGAACGCAAAUUCUACAGGCCUCACCAGAGGCCGCCACGUGCAGAAGAAGAACAAGCGCUCGGACGAUGUAUUCAUUAUCACACCCACUAUCACACGCACUUUGGUGAACAUGGAAGACACGAAUGGUACCAUGCGGAAGAGAUCUGGAACCACAGAGGGCAUGUCUGCAGCCGCCAGAUCCACCGGCUGCCGCAACGACAUCGCCAUCGACCCAAGACCAAAGCCCCCAGCCGGCUCCAUUGCCUCUGGUCUGCGACGAGCGACACAAAACUCAUGGGAAAGAUCAAACGCGUCUUCAGUGCCUUUCCGUCCGAGCGACCUCCCCGUUGGGAAAGUCGACACCGACCGCACGGGCGUGGAACGAGCACGCGCCAUCCGUGGGUUCAUCCGUAUGCCCGGGAUGGUCAAGUCGUCCACAGAAAACUUCGACACACGCACACACGAUAAUCACGAGCAAACCUCCCAGGUCUUCCCUCCGAUGUCUGCCCAUGGCGAAACACUGCCUGUAAGGAGCGUUUCAGAUUCUCCACGAUCUGGGUCUCCUGCUAAACCGGACACGCGACCUGAGUAUAGCAGCAGUAUGCGGUCGGCUCGCAUUGUCGAAGUCGCAGAGUUGGAUGGGUUUCAGUUAGGUGAGCCUAGGGAAAGCCGUAAGGAAAGCGGCACAGUGGGUGCUAGGUUCGAGGGCAGGCAGUCUCCAGCGCAAAAUGUCACUAUCAACGCGGUGUCUACUGUCCGACGAAGGAGCAUUGCAGCGCCAAGUGAGCCCCAACAAGUGCUGAACCCUUUGACCUGGAGUCUCAUAAUGGACAUACUGGCCCUGUCAGCAGCUCAGGCACAUGGCAUCUACAAUCAACUGGUCGGUAAUCGGAAGUCGCGGAUGGACCUAGCCAAAGCCAGCUUGAACUGCAUUUUGGGCAUGCUGGGGCAUUGCUUGUACGUGUUCAAGGAAAUCUUGACGGCAUUCGCUACCUACAACGCGACAGGCAAGUGGCCUCGUAAUGAAGACAAGGAUCUCCUUAGCUCACUGACCGAAUUCGGUCAAGCCAUUCUCUAUCUCGUUGCUUUGGGCUUCCUGAUGAUGAUGGUCGGACGAGCAGCCGGAUACGUUGUUCUCAUUGGAAGCUGGAUCGUGUGGUUUACGAAGCCCUUUGGGUGGAUCUUGGGGUCUCUGGCCAGAGCUGUGUUGACGUGA
Messenger RNA from Aspergillus terreus NIH2624, 2760 nucleotides. RefSeq names its product putative NTP binding protein. The coding region runs from base 1 to 2760 and encodes 919 amino acids. NCBI's taxonomy places the organism in Eukaryota, Fungi, Ascomycota, Eurotiomycetes, Eurotiales, Aspergillaceae. The record is from RefSeq and is a predicted model, not a curated record. The transcript has a single exon.